Messenger RNA from Staurois parvus, 741 nucleotides. The record is from the annotation of a GenBank genome assembly. NCBI's taxonomy places the organism in Eukaryota, Metazoa, Chordata, Amphibia, Anura, Ranidae.
CUAAGCGAAAUAUAAAUAUGCCCUAAUAGUGAAAAACACAUUGGGUCCCACAUCUAGGCUCUGGGCUGAGGAUCGUCCUGAUCUUACCUCCAACACUUGGGGCUUGCUUGUUUCUCUUUGGAUCCUUGUUUGCUCCAAUAACACGAAAGUACAAUGGCACCCAAGAAGGAUGUGAAGAAACCAGCAGCUGCUGCCCCUGCAGCGGCACCGGCACCAGCAGCAGCACCAGCACCAGCCCCAGAACCUGUCAAACCCAAAGAACCAGCAUUUGAUCCGUCCAGUGUCAAGAUCGACUUCAGUAAGGAUCAGCAGGAUGACUUCAAAGAGGCUUUCCUGCUGUUUGACAGGACAGGUGACAGCAAGAUCGCCUACAACCAGGUUGCUGAUGUCAUGAGAGCUCUUGGACAGAACCCCACAAAUGCUGAGGUCAAGAAAGUCCUUGGCAACCCAUCUCCUGAGGAGAUGAACGCCAAGAAGGUUGAGUUUGAGCAGUUCCUGCCAAUGCUGCAGGCCAUUGCUAACAACAAGGACCAGGGCAGCUUUGAGGACUUUGUUGAGGGUCUGCGUGUCUUUGACAAGGAAGGCAACGGCACAGUUAUGGGCGCUGAGCUUCGUCACGUGCUGGCCACACUGGGUGAGAAGAUGAAGGAGGAAGAAGUAGAAGCCCUCCUGGCAGGACAGGAAGACUCCAACGGCUGCAUCAACUAUGAAGCCUUUGUAAAGCACAUCAUGUCCAUCUAA